Brassica rapa (field mustard) is the source of this 1418-nucleotide messenger RNA. RefSeq names its product cyclin-D2-1. The record is from RefSeq and is a predicted model, not a curated record. NCBI's taxonomy places the organism in Eukaryota, Viridiplantae, Streptophyta, Magnoliopsida, Brassicales, Brassicaceae.
AUGGCUGAGGUUGACAAUAAUCUCGCCUGUGGUGAAACCAGCGAUUCAUGGAUCACUGAUGAAACCAACUGUGACGGCGGAUUCACGAACGAUGAACUUUUUAGUAAAGACGAUAACUUUAACGGAAAUGGAUCAAACCCGAUGAUGUGUUCUCCUCCGUCUUCAUCGCUGAGACAAGAAAGAAUCAGAGAGAUGAUGGAGCGAGAGGUUGAGUUCUUGCCAGGAGCUGAUUACCUCAAGAGGCUGCGUUCUGGGGACUGGGAGCUGCGUGUUAGGAACCAAGCUCUCGAUUGGAUUCUAAAGGUUUGUGCUCAUUACAAUUUUGGAACACUCUGCAUAUGUCUAUCCAUGAACUACUUGGAUCGGUUCUUAACAUCCUAUGAGCUGCCAAGAGACAAGACAUGGGCUGUUCAGUUGCUAGCUGUCUCUUGCUUAUCAUUAGCAGCUAAAAUGGAAGAAUCAGAUGUGCCUCAAACCGUUGAGUUACAGGUGGGAGAUCCCAAGUUUGUUUUUGAGGCCAAAACUGUUAAAAGGAUGGAACUUUUGGUACUCAACACUUUGAAUUGGAGAUUGCAAGCUCUAACUCCAUUCUCCUUCAUUGAUCAUUUCAUUCACAAGACCAACGGUCACGUGUCAGAGAAUUCCAUCUAUAGAUCCUCACAGUUCAUCUUGAACACCACAAAAGCAAUUGAAUUCUUGGACUUCAGGCCUUCUGAGAUAGCUGCAGCAGCGGCAGCGUCUGUUUCCAUUUCAGGAGAAGUAAAUUGCAUUGAUGAUGAAAAGACAAUGUCUAAUCUCACAUAUGUAAAACAGCAGGAGAGAGUGAAGGUAUGUUUGAAUCUGAUGAGAAACCUCACAGGGGAGGAUGGGACUGGUGCUACAUUGUCGCCACAGCAGCCGAGAUUAGCGGCAAGAGUGGUGCCAGUGAGUCCAAUUGGAGUGUUGGAAGCAACAUGUUUGAGCUAUAGGAGUGAUGAGAGAACAGUUGAGUCAUGUACAAAUUCCUCACAGAGCAGUCCAGACACAAACAACAACAAUAAUAGCAACAAGAGGAGGAGAAAACAAUGAGAGAGAGAAAUAAAGAGUCAUACCUUUGCUUUUUCAACACCAAUCCAUAAAAGGGUCAUGACAUUUGCGGUUCUUUAUAGUUUUGGUUUAUUCCCUUUUUUUUUUACUUCAAUUUCUUUACCUUUCUUUGGUUUCUCAUCUUCAAUCAGAGUUUUGUGAGAGAGAAAAAAAAUAAAAAAAAAUAAAGAGGGAUCUUUUUAAGGCGGCAAAAUUAAUAAGUCAUUGUUGAAGAUGAUGAGAUACAUUCCUAUUCAUGUUCUUGCUCCAAGGGACCUAUUUUGCUACAUAAGAACAAAUAUAUAAGAAAAUAAAUAUACUGAUAAAUCUAAUUUUUAUGAUUUUUUAAUUCA